CUGGAAUCUGGACUCUACUGCCCGAUGAGGCUUGAACGAAGAGCAGUUCGUUGCAGUUCGUGGAAAAGAUUCGUGAUAUUUUUGUCUCUGAUCUCAUUACGCCAUUGCGCACCCCAGUUGCGCAUACUCCCCACAGUAUAUAAGUUCGUGUGGGGGUGGGCAAGAUGUUACCCUGUGUCUGGGGACUCUGGACGUUACCAUGUCUGUAUCCGAAAAAUACUCGGUGGUUGAGAAGGACAAGGUUUCCGCAGAGGAUCACAGAAUUUUGCGCAAGGUUGACCGUAGACUUCUGCCUGUUUUCACUUUGCUUUACCUCCUUAGCUUCCUGGAUAGGUUUGAUCUCGGCGCAAUAUACUUUGUUGGCUACGUUAUUUUCGAAGUUCCUGCCAAUAGAUGCAAUCCACAAGUUUGGCUGCCGUCAUUGACUCUCGCCUGGGGUAUAGUCUCUAUUGGCCAAGGCCUUGUCAAAAACCAAGCCGGGUUGUUUGGAAUCAGAUUCUUACUUGGUGCCACGGAAGCUGGCCUGUUUCCAGGUGUAAUAUACGUCUUCUCAGUAUAUUACGUGAGACGUGAGCGGAGUUGGCGAGUUGCAAUCUUCUUCGGUGGUGCGGCAUUGGCGGGGGCAUUUGGAGGGAUAUUUGCAUAUUGCAUUGGAUUGAUGGACGGUGUGGGCGGAAGACGAGGUUGGCAAUGGAUCUUCAUUCUUGAGGGAAUCCUCACCGCGGGCGUUUCCCUCAUCGCAUAUUUCAUCGUUCCCACUUGGUCUCAUGAAGCCAAAUUUCUAUCCGAAGCAGAGAAAACGCGCCUGCUAGAUAGAUUGCGAGCAGACUCCGAUGCAGGAACUGAUCAAGCCUUCAAAUGGUCGUCUGUCCGAGAUGCUUUUAGCGAUCACUUGGUCUGGGCGUAUGCAUUCCUUUUCCAUGGGUUCUCUUUUGUGCUAUACUCUCUCAGCCUUUUCCUGCCUACUAUCAUCGCGGGACUUGGGUUUCAGACAUGGCAGGCACAACUGAUGACUGUCCCCCCAAAUGUGCUCGCAAGUUUUUCAAUAUGGAUCACGGUAUGGUUCUCAAGCAAGUGCAAUGUAAGAGCGCCCUUCAUUAUAGGAGCUGCAAUUGUAUCCAUCAUUGGUGAGGUUGUUCCUGGCCUUCAAUACUUCGGAGUACACCUCGCAGCGGGUGAUUGGCCUGGGGAGAACGUUUCUGGUCAGGCUAAACGUGCAGUUGCGGUGGCCCUUCAAAUCAGCGUAGGAGACAUCGGAGCCAUUGCAGGCUGUCUAAUCUACAGACCUACGCUAAGCGGCCACCUGUACCGCAAACCCAAUCUCAUAGCCAUUGGUUAUCUCCUGUUCGCCAUUGCGAUGACCACAUAUUUAUGGGUCAUGAUGAGUUGGGAAAACAGGAGGCGAGAUCGUUUGUUGUCAAAGGGCGAAGCAAAGGAAGAAACCGAGGAAGACAGAAUCAGGCUGGGCGAUCGCUCUGUACGCUACAGGUAUCGAAUCUGAACAUAUUGCUCCGUGUC
This is a messenger RNA of Suillus paluster, 1518 nucleotides long. Its product is annotated as major facilitator superfamily domain-containing protein. Gene Ontology annotation, molecular function: transmembrane transporter activity. Bases 200 to 1501 code for a protein of 433 amino acids. Gene Ontology annotation, cellular component: membrane. Gene Ontology annotation, biological process: transmembrane transport. The transcript has 13 exons. NCBI's taxonomy places the organism in Eukaryota, Fungi, Basidiomycota, Agaricomycetes, Boletales, Suillaceae. The record is from RefSeq and is a predicted model, not a curated record.